Molecule: messenger RNA, 1779 nt
Organism: Polyodon spathula (Mississippi paddlefish)
Lineage: Eukaryota; Metazoa; Chordata; Actinopteri; Acipenseriformes; Polyodontidae
Product: protein PML-like
Exons: 7
Coding region: 120-1667 (515 amino acids)
Biological process (GO): positive regulation of DNA-templated transcription
Cellular component (GO): nucleoplasm; chromatin
Molecular function (GO): ubiquitin-protein transferase activity; zinc ion binding
Source: RefSeq, a predicted model, not a curated record
UUUAUUGUGACGUACCAUUCACUAAAUCGAAACUGAAGUCUUGAUAAAACAGGUCAGCAAAAGAGGCCGUAAUCAUUCGGCUUGAAAAAAACAACACCUUUGUUAAUCAAAUUUGAAUCAUGUCCCUCAGUUCAGACACAUUGCAAAGUUACAGCCAGUUCCUGCAGUGUGGUGCCUGCUCUUGUAGCAUCACCUCCCCCAAGCUGCUCUCCUGCCUGCACAGCUUCUGUCAGACAUGUUUGAAAGAUCAAGACGGGUCUCGCGUUGUCACCUGCCCCACCUGCCACCAGCCCACCGAGAAGGCUGAGGUGAAGGACAACAAGCUUUUAUCGGACCUGCAAAGCAAACUGGACAUCCUGAGGCAGAUAGGAAGGGGCGGUGACCUGUCCUGCUCUUGCUGUAAUGCCUCAGCGGGGUCCAUGUGCUUCGAGUGCGAGAAGUUUCUGUGCCAGAAGUGUUUUGAAGCCCACCAGGUGUUCACUGCGAAAGACAGUCACUCAGUGGAGAGCUUGGAGUCCCUGAAACAGAUGGGCUUCCAGGAAUUCCUGGCCACUGCUCGGAAGACGAGGCUGCCCUACUGCCCCGACCACGACAAACAGACGAUCAGCAUCUUUUGCCGAUCGUGUUCCAAAUCCAUUUGCUGCACAUGCACAGUCCUGGCACACAAGCUACAUGAUUAUGCUGACAUCAAGUUGGAGGCCCAGCUGCAGAAACAGGACCUUACCCAAAUGUCCACCACUCUCUUGGAAAAAGACAAAGAAUUCACCAAAAUCUGCCAGGACCUCAUGUCUCUACAGGACCGCAGUCGGCACCAUAAGAAGGAGCUGGUAGAACAGAUCAAAGUGUCGGUGAAAGAAGCCUUGAGGAAGGUGGAGCAGAAGGGAGACACCCUCUUGGAAGAGCUGGAGAGCCUUUAUGCAGUCAAGGAGGUUGAGAUCAAGCGCAGGAUCGUUCAGAUGGAGAAUGUUCUGAGGAGAAUCGAAGCCAGCAGGGGUCUGGUUGACAACAUGAUCACCUACGCAGCUUGGAAAGAAGUGAUGGAGAUGCAGGAUUUUGUGAAGUCGGCUCUGCAGCAGCUCCAGAGUGAACAACCCUUAAACUUGGACUCAGAAGAAACCACAGUGCGAUUUAUCCAAACCACCAAGGAACCAAGUGAAUUAUUGGGCAGUUUGGUAGUGAGUAACUGCAGAUCUGCAGAAACAGAAGUGGAAGCUCCCUGUGAAUCGUCUGCCAUUCCGAUAGCUUGUAAAAGGGAGAGGGAGGAGGAAUGGGAUCCAGAACAAGAUACAGAACCCUGGAUCAGCAUGGAAACCAGUCUGGAUGCAUGGUCCAGCAGGUCCCAUAGAGAAGGGUCUGCUGCUAGCACAGCCCUGGCUUCUCCAGUGGACCACGAAGAGUCCAAUACAGAACCUCUUGGGCACGACAGAGGGAAGAAGGGCACUUCACUUGAGGAGCCCAUCUUGAUAUCAUCUAAUGAAUCAGAUGAUGACUAUUCCUCGGUAAGAGCGCUAGUGCAGAACAAAAAGAGAACAAGAAAACACAAAACACCGAAAAAAAGACCUGAAUCCGAUGGAACGAGAAAAACAGUUCCAAACAAGCUAAAACUGAUCGUCAAGCCGUGUUGUUCUAACAUGUCUGAAUGUGUUACAGACCCUAUUUCUCCAUAAACAGUGGAACACUUUCCUGCUGAAACCAAUUUGAUAUAAAAUUCUUGACUAUUGGUUUAGUUUGUUUACCAGUUUUGAUUUUCCAUGUGCAAUAAAACAAAAAAAAUUGGUA